AUGCAGCGCAAGCGUGUUAAAGCCACCUUGAUCUGGCUGGCCAUUACCGGCUUGCUGGGUGCAGGCUUUAUCAGUCUUGAACUGUAUGAAUUUGCCCACCUGAUACAUGAAGGUGCUGGCCCACAACGCAGCGGCUUUUUGACUUCCUUCUUUGCCCUGGUGGGUACGCAUGGCCUGCACGUGAGUUUCGGUAUUAUUUGGCUGAUUACCCUGAUGUUCCAGAUAGGCCGUCAUGGCCUGACGCCAGAAAAUGGCCGGAGGCUGAUGUGCCUGUCCAUGUUCUGGCAUUUCCUGGACGUGAUCUGGAUCGGCGUAUUUACCUUUGUUUAUUUGAUGGGAGUCUUGCCAUGA
This is a messenger RNA of Stylonychia lemnae, 351 nucleotides long. The record is from the annotation of a GenBank genome assembly. Lineage: Eukaryota; Ciliophora; Spirotrichea; Sporadotrichida; Oxytrichidae.